AUGGCAGAUAAGAACACGACUGAGUCAAGAAAAGUUCGGGUACGUCCUUUGAAGGAACUUUGUGCCAAAAAAGUUGUUAAGACCUACGGUGGCAUAGAUACACGUUGGCUUCAAUAUGUCUCGGGGAAAUUGCAUUGGGAUUAUAUCCAGUCUGUACCUGAGUGUGAGGAGAAGGUGUCUGAUGAUGUGCCACCUAGGGAAAAAGAGAAGUUCGACCGACUCGAUCAUAAUUGCCGAAAAAAAGAUAAUUGUGGCCGUGAAGUGACCAAGUUCACGUAUUUGGGGGGGAAGAAUUUAAUUGGUUUCCGUUCCGAUGGUGAUGAUGACGAUGAUGCCGCUGAUGGCAGUGGUAGUGGUGGAGAAUGCGGGGAGGACGAGACAGAUGAAGUAAAUUCUAGUGAAGAAGAGGACUGCGACAAACCCGGAUGUAUUUGUAGGGAAGCAGACAAAAGGGAUGGGAAUUCUCGAGAUUCCGAUGCUGAUGAUGAGUGUGAGGAUGACGACGUGUCCGAUGAUGCAACAUCCAGUGAAGAAGUCUUCGACGAAUACCGAUAUCUUUGCAUAGAACUCGACAUUCGCAACAAUGGAGUGGUUGAUGUUUCACAUUGUUGGAUAAGUUAUCCACUUCAUUCCGAUACUGAUGAUAAUAACUACGAGUCCGACGAUUCAACAUCAUGUGAAGAAUUGUUUGAUAAACGCCGAUUUCUUUCCUUAGAACUCAGAAUGCGCAACAAUGAAGUGGUUGAUGUUUCAAAUUUUUGGAUAAAUAGUCUAAGUGAUUUCGAUACUGAUGAUGAUGAUAAUGAUGAGUGUGCGGAUGAGGAUGACGAGUCCGAUGAAGUAACAUCCAGUGAAGAGGUGUUUGAUGAACGCCGAUUUCUUUGCACAGAACUUGACAUGUGCAACAAUGAAGUGGUUAAUGCCUCGCAUUAUUGGACAAAUGAUCCACUUGAUUCCGAUACUGAUGAUGAUGAGUGUGACGAGUCCGAAGAUGCAGCAUCCAGUGAAGAAGACGAGUUCAACGAACGCCCGUUUAUUUGUGGCAUUGAGUUGACUUAUGUACCUCUAAUUUUGUCCAUAGUUGCUCUUCUUUUUAUUGUCUAUUCUAAGUCAAGAAAAGUUCGGGUACGUCCUUUGAAGGAACUUUGUGCCAAAAAAGUUGUUAAGACCUACGGUGGCAUAGAUACACGUUGGCUUCAAUAUGUCUCGGGGAAAUUGCAUUGGGAUUAUAUCCAGUCUGUACCUGAGUGUGAGGAGAAGGUGUCUGAUGAUGUGCCACCUAGGGAAAAAGAGAAGUUCGACCGACUCGAUCAUAAUUGCCGAAAAAAAGAUAAUUGUGGCCGUGAAGUGACCAAGUUCACGUAUUUGGGGGGGAAGAAUUUAAUUGGUUUCCGUUCCGAUGGUGAUGAUGACGAUGAUGCCGCUGAUGGCAGUGGUAGUGGUGGAGAAUGCGGGGAGGACGAGACAGAUGAAGUAAAUUCUAGUGAAGAAGAGGACUGCGACAAACCCGGAUGUAUUUGUAGGGAAGCAGACAAAAGGGAUGGGAAUUCUCGAGAUUCCGAUGCUGAUGAUGAGUGUGAGGAUGACGACGUGUCCGAUGAUGCAACAUCCAGUGAAGAAGUCUUCGACGAAUACCGAUAUCUUUGCAUAGAACUCGACAUUCGCAACAAUAAAGUGGUUAAUGCUUCGUCUUAUUGGAUAAACGAUUCACUUGAUUCCGAUACUGAUGAUGAUGAUGACGAGUCCGAUGAAGAAAUAUCCAGUGAAGAAGACGAGUUCGACGGACCCUGUUUUGGUUGCAGCAUUGAUAUGGAUAGUAUACCAGUCCAUUUUAUUUAUGUACCUAUGCUUUUGUCUAUGCUUGGUCUUCUUCUACUCAUAUAA
Messenger RNA from Rodentolepis nana, 1884 nucleotides. Lineage: Eukaryota; Metazoa; Platyhelminthes; Cestoda; Cyclophyllidea; Hymenolepididae. The record is from the annotation of a GenBank genome assembly.